UAUAUAUAUAUAUAUAUAUAUAUUCAAUUUGAUCCAAUCGUAAUUGUCCAAAAAUGGUACCACUUAUCGGCUAACCGUUUAGACAGAUCUAAAGAGUAUAUAAAUACUAAACAAUUUUCUUUAAAUUACAAAAAAUAAUAUCUUUAAUCUUUAAACAUGAAUUUCUUAAAACACUUUUUGCGUCCUCAUAAAGAAGACUCUGGUUCCAAUACACCUGUUCACUCCAAUGCAGCAACUCCUAUUACUUCUCCUGUUGGUUCUAUAGUUAAUGUGGAUGCGGCUAUUCGACCUGUUGCUGAUCGCUACUAUAAUGAUCCUAUGCGUACAAACAAGAAACCUGAUGCUGUUGGUACUUUCUAUGAUCCUAUGGGUGGCCACGGUAGUUACACUGUCAGUAGAGAUGUCACAAACACGGGUGCUUAAACUCUAUAUACACGCAUACAUACAUACAUAUAUUAUGUAAAUAAUUACGCAUAUCAUUCUUAUAUCCAAUCAUUUUAUUCAUACUACUUACUUUUUAGAAUAUUAAUAAACAUUUAUUUACAUUUAAUAAC
Gilbertella persicaria is the source of this 554-nucleotide messenger RNA. RefSeq lists its product as uncharacterized. The transcript has a single exon. The record is from RefSeq and is a predicted model, not a curated record. The coding region runs from base 157 to 423 and encodes 88 amino acids. Lineage: Eukaryota; Fungi; Mucoromycota; Mucoromycetes; Mucorales; Choanephoraceae.